This is a messenger RNA of Blepharisma stoltei, 1641 nucleotides long. Lineage: Eukaryota; Ciliophora; Heterotrichea; Heterotrichida; Blepharismidae. The record is from the annotation of a GenBank genome assembly.
AUGGCCCACCGUACCAAUCCAUUCACUCAAGAGCUCAUUGAAACAGCUAGAAGAAUUGCUACCCCAGGCAAAGGAAUUUUGGCUGCUGAUGAAUCUUACUUACUUACUUACUUAAUACGCAUACACACGCUUAACGUCCACUCACGGGGUUAGCAAAUCCCAGGCCUUCCGCUCGCCUCUCGCCGCAUCGGGCCCACAGACCUCUGGGCAGGUCCGCUUCGUUCACCAAGGUGCGCCUCCUGGCUAGUGUUGCCGACUUCGACGGCUCAUGGAUGAGCUACUUGCUUGUGACAUGGGUUGCCAUUCCGAAAACCCAAAAAAUGGAUUUUCUGGUAGGCUAUCGGCAAAAAGGAAAAAACGUAGCCUGGGACGUAACGCCCAGUUUCACGCUAGGGAGUUGCCCGAUUGGUCCUAAGGACUUUGCUGAGCUUCCCCUUACCAACUUCCGUGCCCUCCUUUCCCAUGAGGAAAAAACCACCCUGAGAAUAGACUAGGGCUAGGCUCUGUACACAACCAGAAUUGCUUACCUAGUAUUGCUGUCCAUCUCUGAAUGGCAAAACCUUGCCGGAUAUAAUUAAAAUAUGAGUCGAGGCUGCAUGGCCGGAGGCCAUGCCCAGACGAAGACGCCAUAUUUUAAUUAUGGCUGCUGAUGAGUCAACCGGGACAAUUGGUCAGCGCUUUUCCAAGAUCAACGUAGAAAACAACUACGAGAAUCGCCAAGCUUACAGAUCUCUCUUGUUCACAACCCCUGGCAUUGGCCAAUACAUCAGUGGAGUCAUCCAAUACGAGGAAACCCUUGAUAAUAAGCUUGAAGACGGCACUUCCUUACAAGUUGUCUUGCAAAGAGAAGGCAUUGUCCCUGGCAUCAAAGUCGACAAAGGGACUGUCAUCAUCCCAGGCACUGACGGAGAAACAGCCACCCAAGGCCUCGACGGUCUUGCUGAAAGAUGCAAAACUUACUAUGAAAAAGGCUGCAGAUUUUCAAAAUGGAGAGCAGUCUUAAAGAUCGGCCCAAACACUCCUUCUGAAAGAGCCAUUGAAGAGAACGCCCAUACUCUUGCUAGAUAUGCCGCAAUUUCUCAAGCUAACGGACUUGUCCCAAUUGUGGAGCCAGAAGUGCUUGCAGACGGCACCCAUACCAUUGAGGAAUGUGCUGAGAAAAGCCAAAGAGUUUUUGCAGCUGUGAUGAACGCACUUCAUAUCCAUGGAAUUUUGUUUGAAGGUAUGCUAUUUAAGCCAAAUAUGAUCACCCCAGGCAUUUCAUCAGCUGAAAAAGUCAGCGCUGGAGAUGUUGCAUGGAGAACUAUUCAAGUUUUAUCAAGAACCUUACCAGCAGCUGUACCUGGAGUCAUGUUCUUAUCUGGAGGACAAAGUGAAGAGGAAGCUUCAUUGGAAUUGAAUGCCAUUAACGCACUCCCUGACGUAAAAAGACCUUGGACCUUGAGCUUUUCAUUCGGAAGAGCCUUACAAGCUUCUUGUUUAAAGGCUUGGCAAGGGAAACAUGAGAACGUUCAAGCUGGACAAGCUGCAUUUAUUGCAAGAGCCCAGGCUAACUCACAAGCAACUCUUGGACAGUAUCAAGGUGGAGCAGGUGGAGAAGGAGCCAGCCAAAGCUUAUACGUGAGCAAUUACGUUUAUUAA